Messenger RNA from Penicillium vulpinum, 987 nucleotides. Its product is annotated as SET domain-containing protein. NCBI's taxonomy places the organism in Eukaryota, Fungi, Ascomycota, Eurotiomycetes, Eurotiales, Aspergillaceae. Bases 1 to 987 code for a protein of 328 amino acids. The record is from RefSeq and is a predicted model, not a curated record. Gene Ontology annotation, molecular function: protein binding. The transcript has 2 exons.
AUGUCUACAGGUCAUCCGUAUCGCAGCCUUCGAGUACCUGAUAAAGUACCAUUCGAGCUAAGACCCUCGCCAGGCAAAGGAUGGGGUGCCUUCGCGACAAGACGCAUUGCUCGAGGAUCCCGAAUUUUGAGCGAAAAACCAAUCUUCAUUAUCAGGAGGCCACAUACAGAAAUCACGGAUGAUCAUGUUACCAUAGCCUUUAAAAAAUUGUUGCCCAAGCAGAAAGCCCAGUUCUUACUCCUUCACGACAACGGGGCAAAACGUUUUACAAGUAUGAAUGAAGCCUUCGCUGAGAACUCGUUCAACAUCGCAAAUUCAGACCGCAACGAGCCUGAAGCUCACGGCCUAUUCCCCCUCCACUCGCGCUUCAACCAUUCUUGUAUCCCUAACGCGAAGAUUCCGAAUGUCACUGGAGAGGUGAUUUCAAGCUUCGCGACUAAGGACAUCCACGCUGGCGAGGAAAUCAAUUUCUGUUAUAAUACGGAUUUCGAAUGCAGGACGAGAUAUGAGCGUCAUCAAGCCCUAAGGUUUACCUGCCAGUGCAUGGCGUGUCUACCUGGCACUUCCUUCCGGAGACUGAGUGACAUCCGGCGACGCUUGAUUCGAGGGCUCCAGUACCUUACCCGUGGCGUGGACUUGGAUAGGAAUGGGCAGAAACAAACUUCGCAUCCUAUUAUUGUCGACUCUAAACUGAGGAUGAUGGCAGAAACUUUCAGCAUACCUCUUUCGUCUAGGUGGAUUUAUGCCCUCCUGACAAUCUUCUUUCUCGAAGAGGAGGGAUUGCUAGAUGAUUUUAUGGAGGCAAGGCUACGACCGAGCUUAACCAAAACGGUGCAAUUUUUCAAGUCAGAAAGCAAUCAAAGUAUUGUUAGGAAAGCUAUGCAACAGAAUACCUGGCUAAAGAAAUUGCAAGUGGGAUUCAAACUAUAUGGCCGAGAAGAUGCUGUCGACUAUGAACUUACCCUAGCUCUACGACGAUUGCGCUGA